AUGACUUCUUACGACUGGCAAGGCAGAAAGCAUCGAUCCAAUGGUCACUCUCACGAGUACCUACCUCCUCGCGAGCAGGAUGUGCGCACCUUCGAUCGAGAGCGUCGCACUGAACCAUCACAUCGUCCACAGGGAGAUCAGCAGGAUGCACGCCACGAGUCCACGCGCAGUAGCUACAAUUCACAGCCCAGAUCCUACUUCGACUCUCGCAGAUAUCAUCUGAACGAUCCUAGCGCUCGUGCCAGAGAUCAGCAGGCACCUGCAGGUUUCAAAAGCCAGCAAGCAUCAUGGAUUCCGUUGUCUCCAGCAGAGAAGAACUUCCCUCGACAUUCCGACGACGCACCACGAACACAAGAUGCGCGACGAAACAAAUACCACAAGGAAGGAACACCACCAGCAGAUGCGCGCAGAUCUCGGCUCAUCACGCCUCACUCAGAGUACGACAUCAUCAAGCCGCUCGAAAGCAGACCAGGUGUACCGGUGGCUGGCGGCAUGAACGCCGGCAUCUUCCUCCUCGAGCAUCGAUCAACCCGCGAGCUUUACGUCGAAAAGCGCCUCCGAAUGCGCGACGAAACCGACUGCGCCCGCGUAGCGUCCGAACAAUCCGCCCUCUACGAGAUCCGCAAAGCAGGUUCAUGCACCCACAUCGUCGACGUGAUCGAAGCCUUCGCUCCCUCUAUCUCUCCACCCUACUGCAGCUUAGUCCUCGAAUACUGCAACAGCGGCACAGUCAAGGACUUCAUCGAACGCUACAUCGAAGAACGAAAAAUCACACCCGAGCCCUUCGCGUGGCACAUCUUCGCUGGCGUCACGGCGGCUUUGUGUGCUUGCCAUUAUGGUACCAUGGACGCUAUGCACUCCACGACCAGUCCACGACGAUGGGAACCCAUCUGUCACCUCGACGUCAAACCUUCCAACAUCUUCCUCACAUCUACAGGCCGGACCAACGCCUACCCACGCGUGGUACUCGGCGACUUCGGCUGCGCAGUGAGGGAGGAAGACAUCGACUCGGGCGGGUGCUGUGGUGCAGGCUAUGUGUCGGCUGUUGAGUGCGCCGAAUCAAGGGCUCGUGGAGGAAGAGAGGCCUUGCGGUAG
Molecule: messenger RNA, 1095 nt
Organism: Zymoseptoria tritici IPO323
Lineage: Eukaryota; Fungi; Ascomycota; Dothideomycetes; Mycosphaerellales; Mycosphaerellaceae
Exons: 2
Coding region: 1-1095 (364 amino acids)
Biological process (GO): protein phosphorylation
Molecular function (GO): protein kinase activity; ATP binding
Source: RefSeq, a predicted model, not a curated record